UUUUAGCUGGUAAUAUUCAUCUUUUGAUUUUGUUAAUUAUUUUAUCUUCAAUUAAGUGUGUUAAACUCUUAAGUCUUAUCAUUUUUGUUAUCCUUUGUCUCAGGUAAAUUGCUUGAAUCAAAAAGACAACACUUGUAUUGGACUCCAUGUGCAGCACAUUGUAUUGAUUUAAUGUUGGAAGAUAUUGGAAAGAUCUUAGAAAUCAAGAAAACCUUAGAAAGGGCAAUUUUUGUUGUUGGAUUUCUUUAUAAUCACAUUGGGGCUUUGAAUAUGAUGAGAGAAUUUACAGGGAAUAAAGAAUUAGUGAGACAUGGUGUUACCCGAUUUGCUACUUCAUUCUUGACAUUACAGAGCGUGCAUCGUCAAAAACAUACUCUGAGAAAUAUGUUUACCUCUGAGAAAUGGGUGACAAGCAAAUGGGCAAAAGAAGCAAAAGGCAAGAGGGCUGCUGAUAUCAUCUUAAUGCCAUCCUUUUGGAAUCAUAUAGUUUAUAUAUUAAAGGUAAUGGGCCCUCUUGUUCGAGUCCUUCGAUUGGUGGAUAAUGAAAAUAAGCCUGCAAUGGGAUAUAUUUAUAAGGCUAUGGAUAGAGCAAAGGAGACGAUUAAAAGAUCUUUUAAUAAAAAUGAAGAAAAAUAUGAGAAAAUUUUUACAAUCAUUGACGAAAGAUGGAAUUGUCAACUUCAUCGUCCCUUACAUGCAGCAGGAUAUUAUUUGAACCCUGAAUUCUUUUAUAAGAUUAAAUCUGUUGGAUUUGAUGCAGAAGUUUUGGGUGGGUUAUAUCAGUGUGUUGCAAGAUUAGUUCCCAGCAUUGAGGUUCAAGAUAAGAUUAUUCAUGAAUUAUCUUUAUAUAAAAAUGCUGAAGGUCUUUUUGGAAUUCCAAUUGCCGUUCGAUCCAAGACAACUACCUCUCCAGCUGAAUGGUGGAGUCUAUUUGGAAAUUCCACCCCGAACUUACAGAAAUUUGCUGUCAAAGUACUUAGUUUGACAUGUAGUGCUUCGGGUUGUGAGCGAAACUGGAGUGUCUUUGAGCAUAUUCACUCGAAGAGAAGAAAUCGGUUAGAACAUCAACGAUUGCACGAUCUUGUUUACAUAAAGUAUAAUCAAGCUUUGAAGACUCGUCAUGAUUUGAAAAAUAGAUUUGAUUCAAUCUCAUUGCAAGAUAUUGAUGAUUCAAAUGAGUGGUUAGUAGGAGAAAUGGGUGCUAACUUGCAAGAUGCUGAAGACGAGCUUGUAUUUGAAGAUGAUAGAUUGACGUGGGGAGAUGUGGCAAGAGCUUCAGGUGCUGGAGAAUUACAAACAUAUACAAGACAGAUGUCAAAGAGAAAAAUGAGUGCAAAAGCAUCAAGCUCGGCUCCUGCUAUUGUUGAAGACAUAGAGAAUGAAACAUAUCUUGAUGAAGAGGAAGGAAUCGAAGAACAAGAGGAAGAAGACGAAUUCAAUGAAGAUGAUUUGUGUGAAAAUGACGAUAAUAUUGAUUAUGAUGAAUGACUUUGAUGUAAAAUGUUAAUGUUUUGAAUUUUGAAA
Musa acuminata AAA Group (dessert banana) is the source of this 1524-nucleotide messenger RNA. RefSeq lists its product as uncharacterized. The transcript has 3 exons. Bases 172 to 1488 code for a protein of 438 amino acids. The record is from RefSeq and is a predicted model, not a curated record. NCBI's taxonomy places the organism in Eukaryota, Viridiplantae, Streptophyta, Magnoliopsida, Zingiberales, Musaceae. Gene Ontology annotation, molecular function: protein dimerization activity.